AUGGGCAAAGAAACUCUCGAUACUGCUGUCUCUCAUGCUGAGGACUACGAUGUCGAAGCGCCCCACAAGCCGGCUCAAGACACCACCGAUCAAGCUCGUCUCGGCGCCGAAGCAGAACACAAUCUUCCUCCUCUGCAGGCCGUCCGCAAAUACCCAUGGACAGUAGCCUGGUGUCUCGUCGUCUCCAUGUGCGUUGUCAUGGAAGGCUACGAUACCAACUUGCUCUCCAACUUCUACGCCUAUCCUGCUUUCGCGAAAAAAUACGGUCAUUGGAAUGAAGAUACCAACAACUACCAACUUUCUGCUCCGUGGCAGGCUGGUCUUGGUAAUGCUGCAGGCGUGGGUGCGUUCUUUGGAACACUGCUCAAUGGAUACCUUGUGACCAAGUAUGGUCACAUCAAGGUCCUCAUUGCCUCACUCCUUGCACUGAGCUCUUUCAUCUUCAUUGUCUUCUUCGCGCCUGAUACAAAGGUUCUCCUUGUUGGACAAAUCCUUUGUGGUCUGCCCUGGGGUGUCUUUGCCACCACUGCACCUGCCUACGCCUCAGAAGUCCUUCCUAUGUCUCUUCGAGUCUACAUGACCAGUUGGACAAACAUGUGCUUCAUUAUCGGACAGCUCAUCUCGGCUGGAGUCAUGGCCGGUCUCGUCAACAAGCCUGCGCCCUGGGCAUACCGCAUUCCCUUCGCGCUUCAAUGGUUCUGGCCUGUUGUCUUGAUCCCCAUCCUCUGCUUCGCUCCCGACACACCCUGGCAUCUCGUUCGAAUCGGCCGCCACGAUGACGCUCUUGCGAACCUCCGACGUCUCCGACCCAGCGCUACCGAAGAAGAACUCCACGAUACUCUUGGCCUUAUCGUCUACACCAACGAUCUCGAGGAGAAGCUCUCGGUCGGUACUUCAUACAAGGAUUGUUUCCAAGGCUUCGAGCUUCGCCGAACCGAGAUCGCUGUCGUUGUCUUUGCUGGUCAAGUCCUUUCUGGUCUGAACUUUGCAUACAACUCUACAUACUUCUUCCAACAGGUUGGGCUUGACACAAACACAACCUACCAUCUCAACGUCGGAGGAAACGGAAUGGCUCUGUUCGCGACUAUCAUCUCUUGGGUCGCCAUCAUGCCUUACAUCGGUCGACGAACAGCCUACCUGUACGGUAUGUUCACCAUGGCUAUUGUCCUCUUCAUCAUUGGCAUCCUCAACACUCGCACCGAGAACAACACUAUCGCCAUGAGCCAAGCAGUCCUUACCCUCGUCUGGACAUUCGUCUUUCAGCUCUCAGCCGGUCAGUUAGGUUGGGCCCUCCCUGCCGAGAUUGGUUCUACCAGACUUCGACAGAAGACCAUCUGUCUGGCUCGCAACGGUUAUGCCCUCACCAGUGUCGUCGCUGGUGUUCUUCAGCCAUACUUCAUGAACCCUACCAAGUGGAACCUCAAGGGCUACACUGGUUUCAUCUGGGGAAGCACUGCUUUCUUGACUUUUGUUUGGGGAUACUUCCGUCUUCCUGAGACUCGCAACAGGACCUUUGAGGAGCUCGAUAUCAUGUUUGCCAAAGGUGUUUCUGCGCGCAAGUUCAGCUCGUAUAAGGUUGAUUCAUUCAAUGAAGCUCAUGAUGCUGUUCAGCAGACGGAGGCUAAGGCUUAG
This is a messenger RNA of Fusarium coffeatum, 1632 nucleotides long. RefSeq lists its product as uncharacterized. The coding region runs from base 1 to 1632 and encodes 543 amino acids. Gene Ontology annotation, cellular component: membrane. Gene Ontology annotation, biological process: carbohydrate transport; transmembrane transport. The record is from RefSeq and is a predicted model, not a curated record. NCBI's taxonomy places the organism in Eukaryota, Fungi, Ascomycota, Sordariomycetes, Hypocreales, Nectriaceae. Gene Ontology annotation, molecular function: carbohydrate:proton symporter activity. The transcript has a single exon.